AUGUCAACAUCGGAUUUUGAUAACUGGGAACCAGUUGAAGAUGAAGCCGGUCCCCUGCCGCCGCUAGGUACACCCUUUCGGGCUGGGCUAUCGAUAUCGCCGUCGGAAAAGGCAAACGAAGCUUUAAACGUCAAAUCAUCAAAUUCACCUAUAAGAUCUGUAAGUGGGUCUCACCGAAGCUCGGAGUCUUCAAUUGAAAAUCCGGCAUUGAAAGCUAGCCCCGCUGACCCUGAGUUGACCAAAGUGGAUCCUGUCGCGGGGCUUACGUCUCUGCCUACUAGAGAUGCUACAGCCCUCAGUUCCGUCAAUAAUAUAAUAGACCUGACUCGAGAAAACAGAAUCUCGGGAAGCGACACGACCGACGAUGCUGCGGCGGGUUCGUUUUUCAACAGCAUGAUGUCAUCUCUUUCAUUCAGUGGGGCUCCACAUAAGAAUGCUGGCCACUCUAGGACGGCGUCACAAUCCUCGGAACCCAAUUCUCCAAGCAUUAUAUCCUAUCGGAAAACCUCAUCUGCCCGAAAAAGCAAAAGAUCUAUCAGCAACGACGCAGACGUACCGACCUCGCCUCUACAACGUGCCGAGAAACCUGAGGAGCUCCUUCAACAGGAAUUCGACAAAAGACUUUACGUUGACGAGAAAUUAUCAGGAACAUCGUUUCACUUUGCUACUAACGCCAGAAACGAUGAGUUUCACUCAAUUUUCAAGUCUGCUCCUCUAAGCGACCGACUGCUAGACGACUUCAGCUGCGCCUUAAGUCGUGAAUUCUUAUUUCAAGGUAGGCUCUACGUCUCUCAGUCAGACCUAUGCUUCAAUUCCAAUCUUCUAGGAUGGGUCACGAACCUGGUAAUCUCUUUUAGAGAUGUGACAUCUAUGGAAAAAACUUCUACCGCAGGUUUAUUUCCGAAUGGAAUCUCUAUUGAAACACACUUGGGAAAACAUCAAUUUGCCAGCUUCAUAUCUCGAGAUACCACAUUCAAUUUCAUCAAAACUGUUUGGUUAAAAUUCAAAGAAAAGAACCAUAAUGAUACGAGUUCAAAUGAAGAUGACAUCAAAGAAACGACCUUUUCAGGCGAGCUUGUAAUUUCUGGCUUGAAUGGUGUUUCUGAACCUGACCAUAGAGAUUGGGAGAAAGAGCCACCGUCAAGCCGCCAAAGUUUCCUUAGUGCCAAUGACGCUCGCAUCGAGAAUGCUAUUUUGUCAGUAGACGACUUCACACCUUUUUCCUCUGGAAGUCUACGUCACAAGGAUUAUAGCAGAAAUGGGAAUGACGAAAGUUACGAUGAUGAUGCCGAUGACAAUGAUGAUGCCGAUGAAGGAAAUGCUAGUGAAGAGGACAGCCGGGAUGACAUUUCAUCUAUGCUAGACACGGAUGAGAACACCAAUAAAAGUGUUUCGCAAAAGGUCUACAAAUUGAAUGAAAGUAGUAGCUACCAAUACGAUGGUCCGUUAAGCAACCACGAGACUGCUUAUCCAGCCGAUUCAUUAAACAGUGCAGAGCAGAUCUUGUCUGAGGUGGAGCUCCAAGCUCCUCCGGGGAUUGUUUUUCGGAUAUGCUUUAGUGAUCACAAUCAAUCAUUUCUAGUUGAGUUCUUGAAAUCUCAAAAUUCUUCCGAGAUCCCCGAAAUUGGUCCAUUCAAGCAGGAAGAGAAUGGUGAAAAGAGUAGAAAAUACGAAUAUAUCAAGGGCCUUAAUUAUUCUGUCGGUCCAAAAUCUACAAAAUGUCUGGUGACCGAAGAAAUCAGGCACUGCGAUUUUGAAGGGUUCGUGGAUGUUGUGAAUACGACGAGAACACCUGAUGUUCCUAGCGGCAAUAAUUUUUCUGUGAAAACACGCUAUAUGUUUCGAUGGGCGUCAUCAAAUUCAGCCAUGCUGCGGAUCUCUUUUUGGGUUGAAUGGAGUGGAACAAGCUGGAUUAAAUCGAUGAUAGAAAAGAGCUGUAAAUCAGGGCAGACAGAGGCGACAGAUGAGUAUAUUAAAAUGCUAAAAGAGGCUAUUGCAAACAAUACUAUGGAAAGCAUCGCGCAAGUAUCAAGCAAGCGUUCUGAAAAGCUUCGCCCGAAUAAGAAAUUAGACAAUGCAAGCACUGUCGUAAAGAUAGCGGAAAAUGAGAGAGGAGCGACCACUGCAGAACCUUCACUUGGUGAUCCAAGGCGCCAGAAUAUCUCUCUCAGCACCUUAUUGAUCUUACUUCUUCUUUCAACAAAUCUGGUUCUCUUGUUAGCUCUGCUAAUCAAUCAAAAAGUCCUAUUGAAUGAGAUCAAGCAGAGUGACGUUUUGUCGUUGAAAUUUCCCAAAAACCCGAAUUUUCACAGUUUUCUUUCCGCUGCUAAGAAUCUGUACGGAAAGAAAGAUUCUAUUACGGACCCUGUUCUAACUGAAAACAUAAAAUUAGCUGAACAAUUGGACAUAUGGGAUUGGCUUGAACAACGAAGUGAGCAAAGAACAGGGGACAGACAAGUUCCAGACACCGAAAGCAGGGAACAGCUUCAAGAAUAUCUAAAUUUCUUAAUAAGAAAAUGGGUGAGUGGAGAACUGUCGUCCACAGAAAGGGAAAAGUUUCUGCGUAGACUUUUCGAGCUGAAGGAUUUUUUUCGACCAUCAUACAAUGGUGGCUUGGACAGAGCAGAUAACUAUAAUGUUUCCAAAAUUGCAAUGGCUUUGGAACAUUUAAUUGACGUAUAA
Molecule: messenger RNA, 2682 nt
Organism: Lachancea mirantina
Lineage: Eukaryota; Fungi; Ascomycota; Saccharomycetes; Saccharomycetales; Saccharomycetaceae
Source: the annotation of a GenBank genome assembly